CCGAGGAGUAGGGUUUAUCCGAGCGUUCUGACCUCAGAACGGUAGUCAAGCACCCAAGUUAACUGGUUAAAGUUAGCUUGCUAGCUACUUCCAGACAUAAAUGAGAGAACAACUCACUCUGACCAUUGUUCUUGCAAUAGCAGAGCUGUUUAGGCUGUGUUCUUGUUAUAUAGAGUGUUGGUGACUGUAAUUGUGCUGCUGGCAACAAUUUAAUAUUUUUUAAUAUUUUGCCGACGUUUACUGACACCGGUCAUAUUCAACGGGUGUUGCGCGUUCAUAAAUUCAGCAGUUAUUCGGCACCCUGUCACACUCAGACGAGAGCGCUCUCAAUUCGGAUUAGAUAUCCAGAGUGAAUUUACGAACGCACCCAAAAAGGAUCCGCGAUCUUGCGGCCAGCAUAACAUCCCGAUGCUAGGAGAACGGUAAUAGUCAUCGUGUAUGAUUCCCCAGUGACGCCCAUAAGACCUGAAAAUCAACCAUUAGCUACGUUAUUAACUAGUCACAGAGUGUGCUGAAACAUCUGUGUCUCUACCUGUCCAUCCAUCUGACAGUUUAGAGGAGCUAUCACAUGGAGCCAUCGGGACAGGAUGCCAACGACCACGGCCAAAACUCAGUUGGCGACAGUGAGCACCCAUGGGAGGUAACAGACAUGACCAGGCUCCGCCGCUUCAUCUGCUACGGCUCGGAAAUGGCCAUCUAUGACACCAAAGAGCACCGGCUGGGCAUGGAGAGUGCCCUGGCUCUGCUCUCCCUGCUACAGGAGGGCAGGGGUUGCGAGGUGGUGGAGGAGGUCAAGAGGCUGGCUCUGGAGGGCAGGCCAGUCAGGGCCAACCCUUCCCGGUUCGCCUUAGCUGUAUGCUCCCAACAUUUGGACCUGAAUACCAGACAGGGGGCGUUCCGAGCCCUGAGUGAGGUGUGCCGGGCCCCAGAGCACCUCUUCACCUUCAUCCAAUACAAGAAGGAGGCGAAAGAGAGGAUGCGGUGCGGGAUAUGGGGACGGGCCCUGAGGAAAGCGGUUUCGGAUUGGUACAAUAAACAGGACGCCAUGGGUCUGGCUCUGGCGGUGACCAAGUAUAAAACGAGAGAGGGCUGGUCGCAUCAGGAUCUGCUCAGACUCUCCCACGCCAAGCCUGCUAACGAAGCGAUCGUGUUGAUCAGUAAAUACGUUAUGAAAGGAUGGAAGGAGGUCCAGGGGGCAUACGCCGACAAGGAGAACUCGGAGGAGGUGAUCAAAGUCCUCUCAUACCUGGAAGCGGUUGAGAAGGUCAAACACAGUGCAGACGAGAUGGAGGUCAGCCAUCUAAUAGAGGAGCAUAGUCUGGAGCGGGAACAACUUCUGACAGACCACCUGAAGUCCAAAGUGGUAUGGAAAGCAUUGUUAAAGGAGAUGCCCAUGGAGUCAAUGCUAAGGACUCUGGGUAAGAUGACCGCAGACCAAGUCCUGGAACCAGGAAGCUCAGACGUGGCAGAGGUGUGCGAAAGGAUCCAGAGUGAGGCGGCUUUAAAGAAGGCAAAACUCCACCCUUUCAGCGUCUUGACAGCCUCGGAAAACUACAAAAGGGGCCAAGGCAACCGGGGGAAAGUGAAAUGGGAACCAGACGUUGACAUCAUAAAAGCACUGGACUCUGCUUUCUACAAAUGUUUCACAAACGUGGAGCCGGCGGGGAAGCGCUUUAUGGUGGCGGUGGACAUUAGCACAUCGCUGAGCAGCAUUGUUAAGGGGACCUCCGUCAGCACAGCUGUAGCGGCUGCAGCCAUGGCCAUGGUUUUUGCGCGGACGGAGGCAGAGACACAGGUUAUGGCCUACUCUGAAGGAGCUAUAGUUCCUUGCACCAUCACUGAAGGCAUGUCUCUUCGACAAGUAGCAACCGAGCUGGUCAAGAUCCCCAGUGGCUAUACAGACUGUGCUCUCCCCGUCCUGUGGGCCUCGGAGAAGACGAUCACCGUGGACAUGUUCAUCAUAUUCACCAACAGUGCCUGCUGGCACGGCGAGGCCAAUCCAGCGGAGUGUCUGAGGAUGUACCGACAUAAAAUGGGUAUCUUCUCCAAACUUAUGGUGUGUGGGUUGACCUCCAACGGCCUAUCCAUCGCUGACCCCGCCGAGGACAGGGGCAUGCUGGACCUCUGCGGCUUUGACCUGGGAGCCAUAGAGGUCAUCCGUAACCUAGCCCUGGACCUGAUCUGAGAACAGAUUCUGGACAGUGCAAAGACGAGAAAGAAAAAUAUGGAGAGAAUUGUUGGAAAUACCUUGAAAUGGAUGUGGCUUGAAACGACUCAGAGAGCGGAUUUAAAAAAAAAAAAGUUGAUAUUUACAAUAACGAUUUCUUCAAUUUAUCAUAAAUAUCAUAACCUCAAAAAAAUAAUAAGGUCUCCCUAUUGGUCAUGUUGAGAGGUUAGCAUAUCUUGGGGGUAUGAUGCAUAAUGUGCUUUCAUUUCUAAAUGGUAAAACAGAUGAAAAUACUCUCAAAUAAAAAGGGACAUCUGUACUUAUUGAGCUCCCGAAUGACACAGCGGUCUAAGCCACUGCCUCUCCAUGCUAGAGGUGUCACUACAGAUCCUGGUUAGAUUCCAGGCUGUAUCACAACCGGCCGUGAUUGGGAGUCCCAUAGGGCGGUGCACAACUGUCCCAGCGUCGUCUGGGUUAGAGUUUGGCCGGGGUAGGCCAUCGUUGCAAAUAAGAAUUUGUUCUUAAAACUGACUUACCUAGUUUAAAAAAAAUCAAAUAAAUACUCACACCUCAUAUCUAACAUUUUUAUUUUAUUUUAAAAUAAUUUUACCCCCUUUUCUCCCCAAUUUCGUGGUAUCCAAUUGUUAGUAAUUACUAUCUUGUCUCAUCGCUACAACUCCCGUACGGGCUCGGGAGAGACAAAGGUCGAAAGCCAUGCGUCCUCCGAAACACAACACAACCAAGCCGCACUGCUUCUUAACACAGCGCGCCUCCAACCUGGAAGCCAGCCGCACCAAUGUGUCGGAGGAAACACCGUGCACCUGGCCCCCUUGGUUAGCGCGCACUGCGCCCGGCCCGCCACAGGAGUCGCUGGUGCGCGAUGAGACAAGGAUAUCCCUACCGGCCAAACCCUCCCUAACCCGGACGACGCUAGGCCAAUUGUGCGUCGCCCCACGGAUCUCCCCGUCGCGGCCGGCUGCGACAGAGCCUGGGCGCGAACCCAGAGUCUCUGGUGGCACAGCUAGCGCUGCAAUGCAGUGCCCUAGACCACUCAUAUCUAACAUUUGAGCUCAAAUCCAAAAUGCUGGAGUAUUGAGCCAAAUUCAAAGUUUUAGCUUCACCGUCCAAAUAAAUACGUAGGGGGGUUUAUGUAUGAAGGAAUCCCUGUAUACAUCUACCACUGGAGGAUGGCUCAAAAUAAUGGCUGGAACACUAUUUCACUUCAGUCAUUACUACAAGCCUGUCCACCCCAUUUAAGGUGCCACCAAUCUCCUUUGAUAUGUUAUAGCAAGUUUGAUGUGAACAUGGAGCCCUUUUUAAUCUUGUCAAUUUUCAUCAUUUAGCAAACUCACUUAUCCUGUGUGACUUACAGGAGCAAAUCAACAGAUAUUUCACUUAGUCUGUUCAGGGAUUCGAACCAGUGACCUUUUGGUUACUAGCCCAAUGUGCUUAACCGCUAGGCAACCUGCCUCCCCUUGUCCCUUAUGUCUUCUUCAAUUGGUCUAAUCACUAUUUAGAAGACUAACCAACUUAUUUUGUUUGAUUGCAGUAUAUAUAUUUUUUAUUUUUUUAUUAGGUCAAACUCAUAAUAGAAUAGACUUGGUGCACUUAAACAUGUAACAUGCGAAUCCAUUUUGUUUAUUUUGCUUAGUCACAAGUCAAAACAAGGAAGUAUUUGAUGCCAAGAGAUGAGAGAGUGACUGUCAUCAUUGUCACUGGCAGUUUUUGGCAAACCUGCAAAAUUGGUUUAUUCCCUGGGUCGUGUUCAUUAGGGCAGACGUUCGAAAAGUUUUAAAAUCUUGUACAAUGGAAAAUUGAAAAUGAACGUUUCUUAUUGGACAUUUGCAGGAAGUCCUUCCCUGUUUCAAUUGGUUUUCUAUUUGGUGCCUAAUGAUCACGACCCUGGAAUCUAUUGAUUUUAUGCAUUACCAAUGGCUUUUUCUAUUGCUGUAUCAUGUUUUUGAAGGUCUAAACAAGGCCAUUUAAUAGUCUGAAGACUGAAGCUGCUAGACGCACAUUAAAAGUAUUCCAGUGUAGGAGGUUUAUGAUAAACAAGCACUAAUGUUAGAAUGUCAGUUACUAAUGUUCCAUAGAAACUCACUAGCUACUUUUCCAUUGUAAUAGAUCCCACUGAAUGUAUCUUUGUCAUACUUGUGUAACACUGUAGAUUUUUAAAAUGCAAUGCUUUAUAAUUCUUCCAAUAUUGAAUAAAUAAAAUGGGAUAAUACUAAAAUGCUUUACCUUUUAGCAGUCAAUUCAAUGGGAGAAUGAUGGCUGAAGCUAAAAUAGCGGAAGUGGAAAGUAUUAACUGUGGUUUAUUGAAUUGUUAUUUUCUGUCUUCUGUCAUUUCAGAUCAACUCUAAUUUAGACAAGACAACCUUAAUAAAGUGUUUCAUGGACAUUU
This is a messenger RNA of Salvelinus fontinalis (brook trout), 4571 nucleotides long. RefSeq names its product Ro60, Y RNA binding protein (gene ro60). NCBI's taxonomy places the organism in Eukaryota, Metazoa, Chordata, Actinopteri, Salmoniformes, Salmonidae. Gene Ontology annotation, cellular component: ribonucleoprotein complex. Gene Ontology annotation, molecular function: RNA binding. The transcript is spliced from 9 exons. The coding region runs from base 569 to 2185 and encodes 538 amino acids. The record is from RefSeq and is a predicted model, not a curated record.